CGGGCUGCCCUCGGCUCUGCCUCCACUCGGGCCAACCAGGCGGAGGAACCGGCGCUGGGCACCCGCCACGGUGUAAGGAACUGAGACGCCGCGCUGCUGGGAGCGCCGAACAGUUGGGCUGAGACGGGAACUCGAAAGGGAAGAGAGAGGCGGGCCAGGGACAGCCACCAUGUCCUUCCCGCACUUUGGACACCCGUACAGCGGCGCUUCCCAGUUUCUGGUGUCGGCAAGUUCCAGCACCACAUGCUGCGAAUCUACCCCACGCUCAGUCUCAGAUGUAGCAUCAGGCUCCACCCCAGCACCCGCUCUCUGCUGUGCACCCUACGAUAGUCGACUGCUGGGCAGUGCACGACCAGAGCUGGGCACCACCUUGGGCAUCUAUGGAGCCCCCUACACGGCCGCUGCAGCUGCCCAGAGCUACCCUGGCUACCUGCCCUAUAGCCCGGAGCCCCCCGCACUGUAUGGGGCACUGAAUCCACAGUAUGAAUUUAAGGAGGCUGCAGGGAGUUUUACACCCAGCCUGGCACAACCAGGAGCCUAUUAUCCCUAUGAGCGGACUCUGGGGCAGUACCAAUAUGAACGGUAUGGCGCAGUGGAAUUGAGUGGUGCUGGUCGCCGAAAGAAUGCCACCCGGGAGACCACCAGCACACUCAAGGCCUGGCUUAAUGAGCACCGCAAAAACCCCUACCCCACUAAGGGUGAGAAGAUCAUGCUGGCCAUCAUCACCAAGAUGACCCUCACCCAGGUGUCCACCUGGUUUGCCAACGCACGCCGGCGCCUCAAGAAAGAGAACAAAAUGACGUGGGCACCCAAGAACAAAGGUGGGGAGGAGAGGAAGGCAGAGGGAGGAGAGGAGGACUCGCUAGGCUGCCUAAACGCUGACACCAAAGAAGUUACUGCUAGCCAGGAGGCCCGGGGGCUCCGGCUGAGUGACCUAGAAGACCUGGAGGAAGAGGAGGAGGAGGAGGAGGAAGCUGAAGACGAGGAGGUAGUGGCCACAGCUGCAGACAGGCUGACGGAGUUCCGAAAGGGCGCGCAGUCGCUGCCUGGGCCCUGCGCUGCAGCUCGAGAGGGCCGAUUGGAGCGCAGGGAGUGCGGCCUGGCCGCGCCCCGCUUCUGCUUCAGUGAGCCUUCCGGAUCGGAAGAAGCUGACUUCCUCGCGGCGGAGACAGGCGGCCCUAGGUUGACCAUGCACUACCCAUGCGUGGAGAAACCGCGCAUCUGGUCUCUGGCUCACACCGCGGCAGCCAGCGCUGUCGAAGGUGCACCCCCAACCCGGCCUAGGCCACGAAGUCCUGAGUGCCAUAUGAUUCCCGGACAGCCUCCUGCCUCUGCCCGGCGACUCUCAGUCCCCAGAGACUCCGCGUGCGACGAGUCUUCCUGCAUAGCCAAAGCCUUUGGAAACCCCAGGUUUGCCCUGCAGGGACUACCGCUGAACUGUGCGCCGUGCCCGCGGAGGAGCGAGCCUGUAGUGCAGUGCCAGUACCCGUCUGGAGCAGAAGCAGGUUAGCGCAACGGCUGCGAUUUGCGAAAGAAUCUUGGAAAUGGGCCCCACGUUUCGAAUUCAUCUCCAGGUUAAGAAGCUGCCAGACCUUGCCAGGGACCAGGAGCUCUCAUUUUGCCUAAGAGACAGACACACAGAAACCCUCCUAGCAGCUGUCCUUGCACGCAGAGCUGGGUCGGUGGGCAGAAUUGUACCUUAGCCGACCCCACGGAGGAGAUGGCAGGGCACCUUGGGGAAGGCCGAGUGGGAGGCUGGGCGAGUCUGCCCCACCCAACGACUCUACCAAGUCUCUUCCUCCUCUGGAUUCAACAAGGCUUCCUCUCCUGCUCACCCCUGUCUCUCACCUCCACCACGCCCCCUCACUUUGUAACUUCAUCGCAGACCCGGCUACUAAGGACCCUGUGCGUCUUCUCCCCCUCCCAACCCCUUGUGUCCUUAAAAAAUAAUCAGUCCAAACCCAUG
Molecule: messenger RNA, 1966 nt
Organism: Mandrillus leucophaeus (drill)
Lineage: Eukaryota; Metazoa; Chordata; Mammalia; Primates; Cercopithecidae
Gene: IRX6
Product: iroquois homeobox 6
Exons: 6
Coding region: 170-1510 (446 amino acids)
Biological process (GO): neuron differentiation; cell development; regulation of transcription by RNA polymerase II
Cellular component (GO): nucleus
Molecular function (GO): RNA polymerase II cis-regulatory region sequence-specific DNA binding; DNA-binding transcription factor activity, RNA polymerase II-specific
Source: RefSeq, a predicted model, not a curated record